Molecule: messenger RNA, 8971 nt
Organism: Doryrhamphus excisus (bluestripe pipefish)
Lineage: Eukaryota; Metazoa; Chordata; Actinopteri; Syngnathiformes; Syngnathidae
Source: RefSeq, a predicted model, not a curated record
CAUGGCAAAAAUGCCACAUCAAGACUGACUGCUCGUUUGGAUGACUGUGUAUUGCAUAACCAUCCACAUCCCAGGAGGCAGGGGUGCCAUGGAAGAUCCACAGUCAAGUAGGCGGGACAUGAUGUGAUGGUAUUCUGCAGCUUUGGCGCCCUCAUCUCUUUACCGGGAUGUCAAGGAGCAGUGACGGCAAAGGAUGCAGCACAGAGGAAGACUAGGAUGAUGCAUGGAUGAAAAAAAAGAGGGGGAUCUGCAGCAGGAAGAACCACGUACGCUUCCAAACGGCGUGACCAGUCUCCGGGAGCAACGUGGAGCGAGCGAGGGAGGGGUGGGGAAAGAGGGAAGAGUGGAGGAGGGGAGGGCAGGCAAUUCAGCGCAGUGCGAGCGGACCGGAUGAGUGGCAGCAUCAGCACCACUAGCUGUAGCAUCUUCCUCUGCUGCUGCUGCCUGAGGCUGGCGUGUGACUUGUGGCUACCGUAGCAUCUCCAUCAGCUGCACAUAGAGACAAACCAAAAAAAAAAAAGACACACGCACACACAUGCAUGCAGAAGGGGGGUUGUAAGUGACGAGGGAGGGUGGCAGGGAAGGGGUGGGGGGGCUCCGGGGAACGACUGGUGGGGCUGGAGCAACGGCGACAGGAGUAGCAGCAGCAGUGUAGCAGCAGUAGCAGCAGCACCACCACCAUGGCGCAAGCCGCCAAGCAGCUCCGUAAGACCAAGGACCUCGCGGAGGCCGCCGCCCAGGAGCAGAGGGAGAAGGAGGAGGAGAAGAUCAAAAAGAGGAAUCGAUCCAGAGACCGCAGGCGUAAGGCCGAUGCAGCCACCAGCUUUCUGCGUGCAGCUCGUUCAGGCAACCUGGACAAAGCUCUGGACCACAUCAAGAAUGGAAUAGAUAUCAAUACUGCAAAUCAAAAUGGCCUCAAUGGGUUGCAUCUGGCAUCUAAAGAGGGUCAUGUGAAAAUGGUCCUGGAGCUCCUGCACGCCGGCAUCGAACUGGAGGCCACCACCAAGAAAGGCAACACGGCUCUCCACAUCGCAGCGCUGGCAGGCCAGGAGAAAGUGGUAGCUGAGCUUGUCAAUUAUGGAGCCAACGUCAAUGCCCAGUCGCAUAAAGGAUUCAGUCCUCUCUACAUGGCAGCGCAAGAGAAUCACCUAGAAGUGGUCAAGUUCCUCCUUGAGAACGGUGCCAAUCAGAGUCUCCCAACUGAGGACGGCUUCACUCCUCUGGCAGUAGCCCUCCAGCAGGGCCACGAAAAUGUUGUAGCGCUACUCAUCAACUAUGGCACCAAAGGCAAGGUCCGCCUCCCCGCGCUGCACAUCGCUGCCCGAAAUGACGACACGCGCACCGCAGCCGUGCUUCUACAGAACGACCCCAAUCCUGACGUUCUCAGCAAGACUGGUUUCACGCCUCUCCACAUCGCAGCCCACUAUGAGAAUAUGAGCGUCGCCCAGUUGCUGUUGAACAGAGGGGCCAACGUAAACUUCACCCCAAAGAAUGGCAUUACCCCCCUUCAUAUUGCCUCCAGGAGGGGCAAUAUGAUGAUGGUCAGACUCCUGCUGGACAGAGGGGCCCAGAUCGAUGCAAAAACGAAGGAUGAACUGACUCCGCUUCACUGUGCAGCCAGAAACGGACACGUUCGCAUUAUUGAGAUCCUGCUGGAACACGGGGCUCCCAUCCAAGCUAAAACCAAGAACGGUCUGUCCCCCAUCCACAUGGCAGCUCAGGGGGAUCACAUGGACUGCGUAAGACAGCUGCUCCAAUACAACGCAGAGAUUGACGAUAUCACGCUGGACCACUUAACCCCUCUUCAUGUAGCAGCCCAUUGUGGUCACCACCGCAUGGCCAAAGUCCUUCUGGACAAGGGCGCCAAAGCCAAUGCUCGAGCUCUGAAUGGUUUCACACCUCUCCAUAUUGCAUGCAAGAAGAACCACAUGCGAUCGAUGGACCUGCUGCUCAAACAUUCUGCUUCCUUAGAAGCUGUCACAGAGUCUGGCCUCACUCCUCUCCAUGUAGCAGCUUUCAUGGGCCAUCUCAACAUCGUGAAGAACCUUCUCCAGAGAGGGGCUUCUCCUAAUGCUUCCAAUGUUAAAGUGGAGACUCCCCUUCACAUGGCCUCCAGAGCGGGACACUGUGAAGUUGCACAGUUUCUCUUGCAGAAUGCGGCACAAGUGGACGCCAAGGCCAAGGACGACCAGACCCCUCUUCACUGUGCGGCGCGCAUGGGACACAAGGAGCUGGUCAAGCUGCUACUUGAGCACAAGGCUAACCCUGAUUCAUCUACAACAGCAGGCCACACGCCCUUACACAUCGCUGCACGUGAAGGACACAUUCACACCAUUCGCAUUUUGUUAGAUGCUGGAGCACAACAGACCAAAAUGACCAAGAAAGGCUUCACCCCCCUCCAUGUUGCCUCGAAAUACGGAAAGGUGGAUGUAGCAGAGCUCCUUCUCGAGAGAGGCGCCAACCCCAACGCAGCUGGCAAGAACGGUCUGACACCCCUUCAUGUGGCGGUUCACCACAACAACCUGGAUGUUGUUAAACUCCUGGUCAGCAAGGGAGGAUCUGCACACAGCACCGCACGAAAUGGUUACACCCCCUUGCAUAUAGCGGCCAAGCAGAACCAGAUGGAGGUGGCCAGUUGCCUGCUGCAGAACGGGGCAUCGCCCAAUGCCGAGUCCCUCCAAGGAAUCACGCCUCUGCACCUGGCUUCGCAGGAGGGACGACCCGACAUUGUGGCUCUUCUCAUCUCGAAACAAGCCAACGUGAAUUUAGGAAACAAGAACGGAUUGACCCCCCUGCAUCUUGUAGCACAGGAGGGUCACGUGGGCAUCGCUGACACGCUGGUCAAACAGGGAGCGUCUGUUUACGCCGCUUCACGGAUGGGCUACACUCCCCUUCACGUGGCCUGUCACUACGGUAACAUCAAAGUGGUCAAGUUCCUCCUGCAGCAGCAGGCUCACGUGAAUAGCAAAACAAGGAUGGGCUACACCCCUUUGCACCAGGCUGCUCAGCAGGGUCACACUGAUAUUGUCACCCUGCUGCUGAAACACGGAGCACAGCCCAAUGACAUCACGUCGAAUGGGACAUCUCCACUGGGCAUCGCGAAGCGCCUGGGUUACAUCUCUGUCAUCGAUGUGCUCAAACUGGUGACUGAGGAGUCUGUUUCUGCGAUCACGACGGAAAAGCAUCGGAUGAGUUUUCCCGAGACGGUGGAUGAGAUCUUGGACGUCUCUGAGGAUGAAGGGGUUGCCCAGCUAACGUUAGGAGACGAGCUGCUCGGCAUGGACGGAGCACGCUAUUUGAAGCUCGACGACUUCAAGGAUCAAGACGAUGACUUUCUCUCCCCAAAGAAGACUCUUCGAGAUUUUGAGGGAGGUGUGGGAACCACGCCGUAUUCUCCCGCCAUUCCCAGGAUUCCUUGUGUUUCGCCAGAGACUGUACUUCUCGAUCAGCACACCCCCAUCCCACUGCCAAAGGAGUAUGACGAAGAUUCUCUCAUCCCGAGCAGUCCAGCAACAGAAACCUCAGACAACGUCAGCCCUGUGGCCAGCCCCAUUCACACUGGCUUCCUGGUGAGCUUCAUGGUAGACGCUCGUGGAGGGUCCAUGCGAGGCAGCAGACAUCACGGCCUACGAGUCAUCAUCCCCCCUCGGACGUGCGCUGCGCCGACACGCAUCACCUGUCGUCUGGUCAAACCUCAGAAACUGACCACCCCGCCUCCUCUGGUGGAGGGGGAGGGCCUUGCCAGCCGCAUCAUCUCCCUGGGUCCAUCGAGCAUGCAGUUUCUGGGGCCAGUUAUAGUGGAGAUCCCACACUUCGCCUCACUAGCUCGGGGGGACCGAGAGCUUGUGGUCCUCCGCAGUGAGAACGGCUCUGUCUGGAAAGAACACCGGAAUCGCUAUGGCGACGAAGUGCUGGAAACUAUUCUGAAUGGCAUGGAUGAAGAGCUGGAAAGUCAAGAGGAGUUAGAAAAGAAGAGAAUCCGCCGCAUCAUCUCCACCGACUUCCCCCUGUACUUUGCCGUGGUUUCCCGAAUUCAACAAGAGAGCGAUUUGAUUGGUCCGGAGGGCGGGCGGCUGACCAGUAAACUUGUACCGCAUGUCGAGGCCAUUUUCCCGGAGACUGCUGUAACCAAAAGAGUGAGACUGGGCCUGCAGGCCCAGCCCAUCCCCGACGAGCUGCUGACUCGACAACUUGGCAACCAGGCGACCUUCAGCCCGGUGGUCACCAUCGAACCACGCAGACGCAAAUUUCACCGUCCAAUCGGGCUCCGGAUUCCACUUCCACCGUCCUGGCGGGAGAGUCCUCGUGAUGCCGGAGAGGGUGACACCACCAGCCUGCGCCUCCUCUGCAGUGUCAUUGGUGGGACAGCGCCUGCUCAGUGGGAGGACAUCACCGGAACCACAAAGCUGAUGUAUGCAAACAGCUGCGCUAACUUCACCACCAAUGUCUCUGCAAGAUUUUGGCUAGCCGAUUGUCCCCGCACCGCAGAGGCUGUGACCUUUGCUAAUCUGCUGUACCGUGAACUCAUGGCAGUACCUUAUAUGGCCAAGUUUGUCAUAUUUGCGAAGAUGAAUGAAGCCCGCGAAGGGCGGUUGCGUUGUUACUGCAUGACAGACGACAAGAUGGACAAGACGUUGGAGUUGCAUGAAAACUUCACCGAGGUAGCACGGAGUCGAGACAUUGAGCUAAUGGAGGGCAUGCCUCUGCACCUGGAAUGUUCCGGAAACCUGGUACCAAUCAGGAAGGCCACGCAGCAACCUCGCAGCUUCAGCUUCCAGGCCUUCAGAGAUAACCGGCUGCCUGUUUCCGUCAAGGUCAGAGACGGUAACAAGGAUGCAACUGGCUUUUUGUCCUUUCUGAGAAAGUGCACCAAAUAUGAGGAUGCACAGCAUGUGCUCUGUAACCUCAACAUAGCCAUGCCACCCUGUGUCAAGGUCGUUGGAAGUGAAGAACGCAGGCGAACUCUAACCCCUCUGGCCUUGAGGGAGCGCUACAGUGCACUGAAUGAACCUGGCUUGGCUACAGUCAACGCAAUGGAGAGGACAGAGAUCAAAAUAAACAUCAUAUCGGAGCAACUGGGCUUAAGCUGGGCAGAGUUGGCAAGGGAGCUCCAGUUUGGCGUGGAUGACAUCAAUAGGAUCCGCGUGGAGAAUCCCAACUCACUGCUGGACCAAAGCUCCACCUUACUCAAUCUCUGGGCCAGCAGAGAGGGCAAGAGAGCAAAGAUGGAGAGCCUGUACAUUGCUUUGAAGAAUAUUGAUCGUGCGGACAUUGUGAGCUCUCUGGAGGGUCAGGCCACGCAACUGGCGCCCGGGUCUUCAGAGGAGGGCGCCUGCCGACUGGGGGAUCGCGACUCCACCUUGCUGUCGCCCAGUGUCAUCAAUGAGGUCACGGACACAAGGCCGUCGCGCCUCGUGCGCAAGCCGCAAGUUAUUAGACCCCCGUUUAUCAGGAGGGGUUAUGGGCUGGUUCAGGAGGAGCUGCUGUCUCCAGCCUCCAUGCAGUACAGUAUACCCUCCCCUCUGGGUGCCGAGCCCUACUGGCAGGAAGUCUCCAGUCUGGAAUGUGCUCCCAUCGCAGCCACAGAGGAAGACACCUUGAUGGAAAUGUCGGACGUCCAGGUUUGGCCGGCGGGGGUCAGCCCGUCACUGGUUACUGUGGAAGACUCCUCCUUGGACGGCAGCAGUCGAGCAGACGACUCGGAGGGCGCCACGCUCUCCCUUCCCUGCAGCUUGGGCCGCCCCAGCAGUGGAGCCAGCGGGGCGAGCGGCUCCAUCAUGGAGCUGGAGGAGGAGGAGGAAGAGGUGGAAGAAGGGGAGGUUGAGGAGGAGGAGGCGCCACUGGAGCCAGUGAGCGCCAUAGCAGAGAGGGACCGGGUUAGAGCCAGUGGCGCCGUUCCCAAGGUCAACUUGAACGGCCAGCUGGGAGGUCAGAGGUCGGAUGGGAGGAGAGGGGAGGGUCCUGCGACAGGAGGAGGAGCAAAAAGAGGCGGGGCAGGGCUUGGUUCAGUGGAAGGCGUUUCUGUUGUUGCAGGCCAGCAGGUGUACGGCCAGUGUGAGAUGCCCACAUUGGGUCGAGCUGGCGAACACAACGGAGACAACCGGUUGGUCGGCGGUGGAGCGUUUCAACCCUAUCUACCCGAAAAGGACGCCCUGCAGGGCUGGGUGGGAUCAGUAUCAUCGGGACGGGACAUGAGCGCACCAGGCCUCCACGCCGCCCAGGAGGCUCUGCUGACUCCGGUGUGUGACACAGGUUACUCACAUGUGCAACGUGGGCGCUUCCUGGAGGGCACGCAGCCCUUUGGCAAGGAGCUAGGCUCCCCUCACCAGGAGGCAGGCAAACGUGCUUGGGAACAGGAUUGGAGGCGGGGCAAGAGGGAGGAGAAAGAGGACUAUCGUGCUGACGAACACGGCAGCAUGCUGACGAGAAAAGUGGGGGCGGAUGUGAGAAGGAACGCUCAGUCGGUGCAGCGCACCAGCCUUCGGAGGGUUAAACACUGAAACACAACACACACAACCCGGUCCACGAGGACAAGAGAGCGGCUGCCAAAGCUUCCUCCACAAAAUCACAACCGGAGCGCAAAGGAAAGUGAGCAAGAGGAGAGGAGGGAAAGGACUACCAAACAACAAUAUGACAAACAUACAAUUAACCUCACACAGAAAUACACACACACACAUACAGAAAAAAAGGUGUGAGAGUUCAACUUGUAGUUUUAUAACAUUUGUAAAGUAUCACAUUACCUAAGGCAUGGAUUUUUCUAGAAAAGCAUCCAAAAAAGAACAAAUGUCACCAAAACAAGACAACAAAAAGUGCUUCCUGUCAACUGUAACUGCAUGACGACUGCUGGUGCAUGACUUACGAACUUUUGUCAUUAUCUACAAACUGAAGGGAGUACAAGGUAGUACAAGUACAAAUGGACUGGCCCACGCUUGGGGGCGGGGGGGGACAAAGCCCCAGUAACACAGCAGCUUAAAAAAAAAAAAAGGGUUGUGCUUUCAGGUUGGAGCCUGUCAUUGCCUCUUUCAGUGGACCCUUUUCGUUGUGCGUGUGUAUUGUAUAUGCGCUCUCUGCUCUGUGGACAUGUGUCGCCGUGUGUGUGCAUGCGUUUCUCGCUUGCCCCCCUGAUUGGCUCCAAGGCUCCGUGAUGUCACGGCGUGCUCGCCGCUGGAAUGAAGAAGCAGCAGCUCCCUUCCCUCGCUUAUGAUUGUUGUUGUUGUUGUUGCUGCUUUUCCCAAACAUGCCCAAUCUUAAACUAUUGUCUUUUUGUUUUCUAAUGGGUUUUGGAAAGAACCGGAAUCUUUUCUUUGGCAAAGGGUUUGAUCGCUUGGUAGCAAUGUGCAGCCGCUCCAUAACACAGAUGCUCUAUUCUACCUUCUUCCUUUCGUCUCCUGGUAGCCUCACUUGAUAUGCAGAACAAUCCAAAGCCUCUCGUUCCCAUUCAUCCAAUGUUUAAAAGUCAGUGUUCUCCAUCUUUGAGGCAAAGCGAAUGCAGUAUGUAGUGAUUCCGGGGGUUUGGAGUGGGCUAUUGUGCUGCUUUGACGCGUGAUUGUGCAAGGAAGUGUGCGGCAAAAGGGCACGCAGGCAGCAUUGUGAUUGUCUCACUCUCACCGACCCCAGACUCGUGAUCCGUCGACACAAAACCGAAGCACACUCGUCACACAAUCAUAUCAUGAAGGUCUUGGAAAGUAUGAAUUUGCCACAGCAAUAAAAUCUAAUCACAUGUGUGCUACUAGGAAGUACACUUAUACACUGUUUUUUGUUUGUUUGUUUGUUUGUUUUUAAUCUCCUGGACAAGACUGGAAGAUUUGUGCUGUACUGACCUUGACUGACACAAGUCACUCCAAUCACACCAGUCCACCAUAUCAGUGUAGCAGCCAGAGAGAGAUUUGUGUCUGUUUUUCCAGCAUUUAGCGUAGCAAAGUACCAACUAGUGUUAUGUUACAAUACAAUUUGUUGUCUUUGUUUUCUGUAUAAGUGAACGUAUGUGGAUACAGUGGAUGCAGACACGUACCUUCGUUUUCUCAUCUGAGACACUUUUUAUGCAGAAACCUGAUGUUGGAGAUUAUGCAGGGUGGGGGUCAUAUUAUGGUAGCACACAUCCGCCAAACUUUAAAAAAAAAAAAACAACACUAUUUAUCCCAUAAGUACUGUAAAUGCUACUGUAGCAUGCAUAUGUGAGUCUGACAGAAUGAAUGAAGAUUAUUUUUGCACAUCACACCUACCCUGUGCCCACGCAUGCAUGAUAACCUCAUCUGAUAUUUUUGCAACAUUUUUCCACUUUUCACACACCACUCAGGUUUUAGUUUGGCUAUUUAAGUGGGUUUUUUGUGCCAUGCAUGAGUGACAAUGUGGGUGACUAUUUUGUCCUGUUAUUUUUUUUUUUUUAGGAUGCAUUGUGUCUGCGUGUGAGAGAUAUUUGGCUCUCAACAUUGUUGGACCAUGUAAAAGAGGAAGGUUUUUACCAGGCAUGCCACUCGAAAGGUGAACGUGUAACCUCCGAUGACGUAUUGUAAAAAUGUAACUGUCGAGAAGAAUAGAGCUCACCUAUACUCCUUUAGAAUGGAUACAUGACAAUGUAAACGCAAUAUCAUAUUACUCUAUCCUAAGGAAUGCAACUGCACCCAUGCACAAAAAAGAUGUUUUUAUGAAAAUAUGUGUAUAAAAAAAUAUAUGACAAAAUAUAUUUCAUUAGAAUACUAUGCACCCUCAUAGAGUUGUUAUGGAUGUUCUUUAAGCGUUAUCUAGUUAGCCGACUCCCACAUGAUGGGAACUAUAGAGGCUUUGUAGCUUUGACCACUUGUUUUAUUUUCUUUUGUAUUGGUCCGAAAAAAUGAUUCAAGAAAAAAAAUCAAGAAAAUGUAUACAAGCCUUUUAAUCAGAAAUAUUCUGACUUAAAGAUAUGUAUAGAUCAUCUUACCCUGUACACCAGCUCAAACCAUUUACAAGACUUAAUAAACAAAGAUGUGACAUA